Molecule: messenger RNA, 1270 nt
Organism: Pseudo-nitzschia multistriata
Lineage: Eukaryota; Bacillariophyta; Bacillariophyceae; Bacillariales; Bacillariaceae
Source: the annotation of a GenBank genome assembly
CGCUGGCCGUUCAAAACCUGGAGGCAUUCGGCCAUGAUACCUUCGGCAACACCAAUUGGAUUGGACAGUUUUGACCUGAGUUUCGCCUGCGUUGUAAGUGUCUCCUUCAGGUAAAACUCCAAGGUCGAAAAGUUGGACCUUUGCCAUACCGUGGAUCGCUGGUCGUCUGGAAUUGAUUGUGAUUGCGAUUUUCUUUCCUUUGUUUCCAUAAGCUUUGCAGAUAGGGCAUCUCUAGAGCUCACUGGAAUCACUACCGGCCGUGCCCCAAGCAAUUCGCUGGCUUUGUCCGUGACGAAGUCCACAAUCGCGUUUUUCUGUGUCUGCCCAUAGCUUCCACCAGAUGUUUCCAAUAUAUCCAUUUUGUUAAUAAUGACGACAAUGUUUUUGCGAUAUGUCUGAAUGCUUUUCAAAAGGUUGCGUUCGCUGUCCGAAAAGGGUCGAUCGGCCGAUGUUACAAACAAUAUCAAGUCUGCAGCCGGAAGCAUUUUCUUAGUUCGUUGGGUGUGGUCAAUCCAUGCCGAGUUCGUCCCCGGGGUAUCUAUAAGGGUCAAAUCUUCCAAAAGUGAUAAGUUCUCUACCGAGUGGACAACGACACCGAGCAAUGACGGAGACUUUGGUACGUCCAUGGCUAUCGAUGCUCUUAUUUCGGUAAGUAAAGAAUCACCAUUGUAUUCAUCUCCCACAUUGUCGUCUGAGACUGCCGAUGUACGUGAUGUUGAUCCAGCUACAAUGGUGAUUGAGUCGGUUGUUGGUAGUGCUCCAGUCUCUAGAAGUUUCGUUCCUAAAAGUGCGUUGAUUAAGGUUGACUUUCCCGCAUUGAAUUCUCCUGCAAUCACAACCGAAAAGGUGGCAUCUAGCUGCAAUUCUUCGAGGAAGUUUCUAGAGGAGUACUGCUGUAAAGACAACAAUGAUGAAUCUGGUACCGCCGUUGUUGCUUCCACCUGAGAUGCGAGUUCUCGAGAUGCUUCGGUCAGUUGUCGCUGUUCUUCAAGGAGGUUCCGUUCGUCUUGUGACAAGAGACGAUACAAUCCAUAGGAAUCUAAAGAAAAGCAUGUCGACGAAUAGUGCACCUUCAAAACAUCCCUAGUAGUGACGGGAGUGAUAAUACUACUGCAUCCGUGCGAAAACGCGGAACAUAGAUCUCGUACUCUUCCAACAAUGAAAUUUCUGCUUCCGCUUCCAACUGAGGUAAAAGUUGCCGUACCAAGUGGUUCUCGGAUGCGAACGAGGAUACUGCUCUGACGCGCAGUCAUAAACCUCCCCUUUGAGA